AUGGCGCGAGUGGGGCGGGACACAGCGUCCCGCGGCAGCCCCAGCUGGGGCAAAGGCGAGGGGGCCGGGGUGAGGACCACGGAACAGCUGAGCGAGGAGGCGGCCCCGAGGGCCACAGCGAGGUGUGCGGCCUCACGGGGGGAACAGCAGGUGCCCAGGCUUAGGCCCACUCUGCGGAUUAAGAGACUGAGGCUCAGGAGCCCCAUGUGGACACUCAGGUGCCGGUUAGAGGAGGCGUCCCAUGUACAGGGCACGGUGGCUAUUGGGGAAAAUGUCCAAGUGCCCCUGGUGGGCGUGGGUGGGCGGGAGGAAGCAGGAGGGUCAGUUUGUGCGCGUGUGGAGGGGGAUCAGGACCACGGCAUGGACCUGCUGGCCGGGAACUGCAGAGGACGUGCCCUCAGCCCACCCCCUGCUGACUAUGAGUCCCUGGAGAGCAGGACCAGGGUGGUGUCUGGGCUCCCCUCGCCCACACCAGGCAGCUCCCGUGGGAGGAGGGGCUCUGUCAGUUCAGUUGCUCGGUCAUCCGCGGCCCUGGUGUCUGUGGCUGAAUGGUGGUCAGAGCAGGGGUCUGCCGCCCGCCGCCUGCCCCUCCUCCAGGCAGGUUUGGCUCAGAAAAAGACGGCCCUGACAGAGGCCCCAUCAAUGACUGGACAGCCAGGUCCUGGCCAUGGGAAGAAGUUGGGCCAUCGAGGCGUGGACGCGUCUGGUGAAACCACCUACAAGAAGACCACCUCGUCCACCCUGAAGGGAGCCAUCCAGCUGGGCAUCGGCUAUACUGUGGGCAACCUCAGCUCCAAGCCCGAGCGGGACGUGCUCAUGCAGGACUUCUACGUUGUGGAGAGCAUCUUCUUUCCCAGUGAAGGCAGCAACCUCACCCCUGCCCACCACUUCCAGGACUUCCGCUUCAAGACCUAUGCACCUGUCGCUUUCCGCUACUUCCGGGAGCUCUUCGGGAUCCGCCCGGAUGACUACUUGUACUCGCUGUGCAAUGAGCCGCUGAUCGAGCUCUCAAAUCCGGGCGCCAGCGGCUCCCUCUUCUACGUCACCAGCGACGACGAGUUCAUCAUCAAGACUGUGAUGCACAAGGAGGCUGAGUUCCUGCAGAAGCUGCUCCCCGGGUACUACAUGAACCUGAACCAGAAUCCGCGGACGCUGCUGCCCAAGUUCUACGGGCUGUACUGCGUGCAGUCGGGGGGCAAGAACAUCCGUGUGGUGGUCAUGAACAACGUCCUGCCGCGCGUGGUCAAGAUGCACCUCAAGUUCGACCUCAAGGGCUCCACGUACAAGCGGCGGGCCAGCAAGAAGGAGAGGGAGAAGAGCAUCCCCACCUACAAGGACCUGGACUUCAUGCAGGACAUGCCCGAGGGGCUCCUGCUCGACGCCGACACCUUCAGCGCCCUGGUGAAGACCCUGCAGCGGGACUGCCUGGUCCUGGAGAGCUUCAAGAUCAUGGACUACAGCCUGCUGCUGGGUGUGCACAACAUCGACCAGCAUGAGCGCGAGCGGCAGGCCGAGGGGGCCCAGAGCAGCUCGGACGAGAAGCGGCCCGUGGGCCAGAAGGCGCUCUACUCGACAGCCAUGGAGUCCAUCCAGGGCGGGGCCGCACGCGGGGAGGCCAUCGAGUCAGAUGACACGAUGGGUGGGAUCCCCGCUGUGAACGGCCGAGGGGAGCGACUCCUGCUGCACAUCGGCAUCAUAGACAUCCUGCAGUCAUACAGGUUCAUCAAGAAGCUUGAACACACCUGGAAGGCUCUCGUCCACGAUGGGGACACGGUCUCUGUCCACCGCCCCAGCUUCUAUGCAGAGCGCUUUUUCAAGUUCAUGAGCAACACGGUCUUUCGGAAGAACUCUUCCCUGAAGUCGUCGCCAUCCAAGAAGGGGCGCAGUGCCCUGCUGGCCGUCAAGCCCCUGGGGCCUACGGCCGCCUUCUCAGCCAGCCAGAUCCCCAGCGAGCGGGAGGAUGCACAGUAUGAUCUACGGGGUGCCCGCAGCUACCCCACGCUGGAGGACGAAGGCCGGCCCGACCUCCUGCCCUGCACGCCUCCUUCUUUUGAGGAAGCCACCACAGCCUCCAUCGCCACAACCCUGUCGUCCACCUCCCUGUCCAUCCCUGAGCGGUCCCCCUCGGAGACAUCAGAGCAACCGCGGUACAGGGAGCUGACAGGGGGCACUGAGGCUCAGCUCCCCAUUGCCUCCAGGCCCCAGGAGGAGCUGCAUGUGGAAGAGGACCUGCAGCAGAUCACGGUGCAGGUGGAGCCUGCAUGUAGCGUGGAGAUUGUGGUCCCCAAGGAGGAGGAGGAUGUGGGGGUGGAGGCUUCCUCGGCCGGUGCCUCUGCUGCUGUGGAAGCAGAAACUGCCAGCCAGGCCUCGGAGCCUGCCAGCCAGGCCUCGGAUGAGGAGGACGCGCCUGCCACUGACAUCUACUUUCCCACCGCCGACAGGAGCUGGGUGUACUCCCCGCUCCACUAUAGCGCGCAGGCCCACCCCGCCUCCGACGGCGAGAGCGACACAUAACUUCUAUGCAGUCCCGACCCAGAGCCCAGCGCCCGGCUUCCUGGGGGCGCUACCCGCUCUGCUGAGGCCCAGAGCUCGGCGAGAUGCCCGCCUCGCUGCCCUGCCGGACCUCGCUCGCCCACCCCGGGCCCAGCCUCGUCCUUGUCCUCCCCCUCACCGGACGCCGACGGCUGAGCCCCUCCCCACCCUGACAGCUCCAGGCCACCCAGGGCCCCCGGCGCCCCUUUGACUACCUGUACCUGUGAGACUGUGACCUGCCUGAGCGUCAGAUCAUGUAUUUAUUUUGGGUCUUUAGUCUUUGCACAGAGACGGAAGCACGUGUGUGCUUUUUCAGGAAAAAGACAAAAAAAAAAAAAAAAAAAA
Galeopterus variegatus (Sunda flying lemur) is the source of this 2877-nucleotide messenger RNA. It is a transcript of the gene PIP5K1C, whose product is annotated as phosphatidylinositol-4-phosphate 5-kinase, type I, gamma. Lineage: Eukaryota; Metazoa; Chordata; Mammalia; Dermoptera; Cynocephalidae. The coding region runs from base 1 to 2514 and encodes 837 amino acids. The transcript has 20 exons. Gene Ontology annotation, biological process: phosphatidylinositol metabolic process. The record is from RefSeq and is a predicted model, not a curated record. Gene Ontology annotation, molecular function: phosphatidylinositol kinase activity.